GACGGUCACGCGUGCCACUGCGGCGUUUGCUUGGAGAUAAAGGAAGGCUCAUCCGAUCUCCUCGUACGCCACCGCGCUAACAGAGCGCGUCGCCUCCAAACAAUCCCCUUCUAUAUAUAAACAUCCGCGGCAGAAAGGCGCUCCCCGCUGUGAUCUCUGUCGCUUUCGUCUUCGUCGUUCCGGAAUCGUGAACGAUUGAUCUCCGAGAAACGUCAUCUCAGUAAAGAAAAUGGGAGGUGGGAAGGAUAAGCCUGAUGGCUCAGACACCAGUGACAAAGGGUUUUUAUCAAACAUUGCAUAUGGGCUUGCUGGACAUCCACCAGGAUACCAUGCUGGAUAUCCAUAUGCCCCACCACCUGGCCAAUACCCACCACAAGGAUAUCCACCUGCGCCUGGCCCAUAUCCUCCACAUGGUUACCCCCCACAUGGUUACCCCCCAGCAGGGUAUCCCCCUCAUGGAUACCCACCCUCUGGAUAUCCACCUGCUGGUGGAUACCCACCAUCAGGUUAUCCUGGUGCUAGUCCAUCUGCUCCCCCAUAUCAUGGUCAUGGAUCUAGUGGCAUGGGGGCACUAAUGGCUGGGGGUGCAGCUGCUGCUGCAGCUGCUUAUGGGGCUCACCAUAUGGCCCAUGGCUAUCAUCAUCUUGGCCAUGGGAUGUUCCAUGGGUACCAUCAUGGAAAGUUCAAGCAUGGCAAGUUCAAACAUGGGAAGCAUAUGAGGUUUGGGAAGCAUCGAAUGUUUGGAGGGAAGCAUCGAAUGUUUGGCAAGUUCAAGAAGUGGAAGUGAUUGUUGAGGUUCUUAGAUGGUUGACAUUGCUAGCUAUGCUUUAUAUUCUCCAAUGACUAUUGCAUAGAUUUCUGUUGACUCUGUUCGAGGGGACUUUGUGCUUGACUACCAUAUCAUCUGUAAACUCUAUCGAUGUAACCCGUACUUUGUACAGUUUCUAUUCCCAAUGGAUUUUCUUAAUGUUUUAUUUUUGUGAAAUCAAAGGCUGCAUGGUAUUAUUAAGGUAAA
Messenger RNA from Elaeis guineensis (African oil palm), 1015 nucleotides. RefSeq lists its product as uncharacterized. NCBI's taxonomy places the organism in Eukaryota, Viridiplantae, Streptophyta, Magnoliopsida, Arecales, Arecaceae. The record is from RefSeq and is a predicted model, not a curated record.